GCAAAUAUGACCUUGUUCCACUUGGUCCCUACGGUAUUUGUGAUGUUUGCUAUCCUGCAAGGUCUCAACGGGAUACCCAACUUUAAAGCUCAUAUUCUUAAACAUGUUAUAAGUAAAACAAGCCAAAAUGAUCAAAAAAACGCAGCGAUGGAAGUGAUUAGCCGAAUUCUUCCCCAACAAGCCAUGUACUUCAAAGUUAACAUCGAUAAUCGUAUGCAGCUUAAUUCAUUUAGGAUAGAAAAAUCUGAAGAAACCGACGGAAUCGUUUACAUUACCAGUUCCAGUGGUGUGGCGGCAACUAAAGGUUUCCACUAUUAUUUGAAGUAUUACUGUGGAUGUCAUGUUUCCUGGGAUGGCGAUCAGUUAGAUUUACCAGAGGUUUUACCGUCAGUAAACGAGACGGUUGAAGCUCCUAGCAGCAUAAUUUACUACCAAAACGUAUGUACAUGGUCCUACUCGUUUACCUGGUGGACUUUCUCUGAGUGGCGCCGUCACAUCGAUUGGAUGGCUCUGCAAGGAAUUACGCUUAGUCUAGCACCGUUCCAGGAAGAUCUGUGGUCGGAGCUGUACAGUGAAUACAAUAUCACUCAGCACGAUAUUGACAAUCACCUUGCUGGUCCGGGAUUUUUUGCCUGGCAAAGAAUGGGUAACAUUCGUGGAUGGGGUGGUCCCUUAACAGCAAAUUUUAAAACUUUCUCUUCCAUGCUGCAGCUGAGAAUCGUUCAGCAAAUGCGCCGCCUGGGUAUGAUAGUAGCCCUACCAGCGUUUGCAGGCCACUUACCAGUUCAGUUUAAACAGCUCUUUCCACAGUCGAAAAUAUCGUCCGUUCCCGCCUGGAACAAAUUCCCGACUCAGUAUGCUAGCCCGGCAUUUUUAGACCCAGUGGAUCCUCUUUUCCAAGAAAUCGGAACAAAAUUUCUGGAAAAGGCAAUUUCCCGCUAUGGAACAGAUCACAUAUAUUUCAGUGACCCGUUCAACGAAAAUCAGCCGCAUACCGCCAGCGCAAGAUAUUUGUCAGAAGCAGCGGCCGGAAUUUUCGGAGCAAUGACGAAAGCUGAUCCAGUUGCCGUUUGGUUACUGCAGGGAUGGAUGCUGGUGAAGAAUCCAUUUUGGAGUGAUCGUGCUAUUCGGGCCUUUCUGACGGCCGUCCCAACUGGUCGAAUGCUGGUGUUGGAUCUGCAGUCGGAACAAUUUCCACAAUAUACCAGGACACAGUCUUUCCAUGGACAACCAUUCAUAUGGUGCAUGCUAAGUAAUUUUGGAGGAACACUUGGAAUGCUCGGUUCCGUCGAUAUCGUAUUCCAAAGGAUUCAAGAGACAAGAAGUGAUGAGAAUUUCACGAUGCUAGGAACUGGAAUAACACCGGAAGGAAUUAAUCAGAACUAUGGUCUGUACGAGUUUGCACUGGAGAUGGGCUGGAUUCGGAAUCUGACCAAUGCAGACCAGUGGUUCAGAACGUACGCUACGGUUCGGUAUGGAAGUGACGUUGAAAGACUGCAGGAUGCAUGGAGUAUAUUCAAAGCAACGGUUUACAACUUCAAAGGUUUGGAGCUGAUGCGGGGCAAAUACACCUUCAAUCGACGACCGAGCCUGAAGCUAGCUCCAUGGGUAUGGUACAACGAGACUUUAUUUAACGAAGGCGUUAAGCUACUACUUUAUGCAAACUCAUCUAACGCUCUCUACAAAGCAGACGUCGUUGACGUUACACGCCAAGUUCUUCAAAAUACUGCUGAUCGGCUUUAUCUCAACAUCAAGGAAUCAUACCAUACUAAGAAUUUAACGUCGCUGCGAUUGUAUUCUAGUAUGUUCCGCGAGCUUCUACUGGACAUUGACCGCCUGCUCUCGACUGAUCGACACUUUCUACUGGGUAGUUGGCUCCAGUCGGCCAAAGCUCUGGGACAAACAAGCCUGGAAAGGCAAAAGUACGAGUUUAACGCUCGGAACCAGAUCACGCUCUGGGGUCCGCAGGGUCAAAUCAUUGACUACGCCAACAAGCAAUGGGCCGGUAUGGUGCUCGACUUUUUCCUGCCCCGCUGGAGUUUAUUUCUUCAGGAACUUGAGUCAGCUUUGGAAACCAAUGCAACCAUAAAUGAUACUAAAAUAAAAAAUAAAAUAUUUCGCCUGAUUGAGUUACCGUUUACAACCGAUAACAAAAUAUAUCCGGCUGAAGCACAAGGAAAUGCACUUGAAACAGCUCGAGAGUUGUUUUCCGUUUGGAACAAAAAAGCAGAAAAUUUAGAACAACUGCCCAAGCACGUAUUAAAUACGAAGAAACGGUCCAGAAAAAACGGAAGCUAAAACAUGUCAUAAACAAAGAAUAAACAAAAAUUUCAUCUUUCCUUAAUUUUCAAAUUCUGCUGAAAUGCUCAACAGAGAAACUUUAGGUAAUAUAAAUAGUUUGCUGUCAAACGCAUCUUUCAUAUCAUAUAGGUAAUAGUGAAAUAAUUUAUUAUCUUUAAUUGCCUACAAAAAGACCAUCAAUGGACUCCAGAGGAGACCAAACCUUCAGCAUCUUUGUUAAAAUCAAAUUUUGUUAAAGAAAAGUCUUAUUGCCGUCAUGCUGAGAAGCUACCUACUAGGUACAUUUGCCUAAGCCAAUCUAGCUGAAAUGCUGCGAAUUAGAACCCUUGUUUUAAUCGAGAUAUUGCGAAGCGGCCGUCAAUAAAACUUAUCGUAUCAUCUCAAAUCCUCUGCAUGUCAUGUUACAAAAACCAACCACUAAAAGCUAAGAACAUACAGGCAUUUUAAAAUCAUUUCAAACUUUAUUGAUUUAGCGCCAGCAAAAAUAGGAAAGCAUGCACGAUUAGUUGGAUGUUUAAUAGAUGGAGGGUAUCAGUUUUUGAGUGCGUUUGUAGCUUUGAUUGAUGAUUAAACUUCUAUAGUCUUCAUAAUUUACACACAAAUAGGCAGUUUCCUAAUGAUCGACACUGACAAGACAUAUUAAAUAAGUCAACUAUCACAGAUAUGUACAUAAGUGGUGAGUCACCAACACUUUUGCCAAGCAGCCUCGCUAUAUCUAUCUAGUUCGGGCUUUUCCAGUUUAACCACCGAACAUUUUUUCAAUUGCUUUUGAACGGUCCACAUUGUGUCCUCGUCGACUUUGGAGCAGUCGACUAUUUGCAGCUCUGUUAGAUUUGGGAAAACAGAGGGAAUAUCCAGUAUCGUUCUGUU
Molecule: messenger RNA, 3171 nt
Organism: Sabethes cyaneus
Lineage: Eukaryota; Metazoa; Arthropoda; Insecta; Diptera; Culicidae
Gene: Naglu
Product: alpha-N-acetylglucosaminidase
Exons: 4
Coding region: 7-2298 (763 amino acids)
Source: RefSeq, a predicted model, not a curated record